AGUAAAAUACCCGGCUCAACAUUUACUUGGAGUCUCGGCCGACGCUUCUGCGAAGACCAUCGUACUCUGCACGGGACCAGAAAACGUAGAAACAAAGCUGCGAAGCAACUCUCUCGGUUCGUACAAUGGCACUCGCGUCUGUGAACCUGGCUGUAGCAUUGAUCAAACCCUAAUUCACCCCUUCUUCGGCUUCGCCAUGAACGGGAACCCCCGAGCUUCUUCAUCUUUCUUCGUCGUCUUCCUCCCCAUAUCUCUCCUCUAUCUCCGUUCCAUUAUCUACCGGCCUUGGGACCAAACCCUGAAUCUGGCGAAUGUAACUCGACCGGAGACUGAAAUCGCCCCGAGGAACAACUACAUAGUCCGGUUCAAGGAGUACAAAUCAACCGAGAAUCACCGUCUGUACCUCGAAUCGGAGGUCCGAUCCGGUGGUUGGGGAUGGAUCGAGAGGAGGAACCCGGCGGCAAAGUUUCCGACAGAUUUUGGUGUUAUCUGGAUCGAGGAAAGGGAAAAAGAUUCCGUGAUCAGAGAGAUUGAGGAACUGGUAAUAGUAAAGGACGUUAAUGUGGAGUUCAUGUACCAGAGAAGUUUGCUUGCAGGGUCUUUUGUCGAUGGUAAUAAACGUCCGGGAAAGAUAUUCACUUCCAUGUCGUUUAACGAAGGGGAGUAUGCAGUCGCCUCUACUAGUAACUCCACGAUAAACUGGGGCCGGCAUCUUCUCGGACAGAAGACUCAAGUUACGUCCAUGUUUGGAGCAGAUGCUCUUUGGGAAAAGGGUUGCACUGGUGGUAAGGUCAAAAUGGCCAUAUUCGACACUGGAAUACGUGCUGAUCAUCCUCAUUUCCGGAAUAUCAAGGAGCGUACAAAUUGGACAAAUGAGGAUACUUUGAAUGACAACCUGGGGCAUGGAACAUUUGUCGCUGGUGUUAUUGCUGGUCAAAAUACAGAAUGUCUUGGUUUUGCAUCAGAUACAGAAAUUUAUGCUUUCCGAGUGUUCACUGAUGCCCAGGUAUCUUACACAUCUUGGUUUCUUGAUGCAUUUAACUAUGCCAUUGCAACAAAUAUGGAUGUACUGAAUCUGAGCAUUGGUGGUCCUGAUUACUUGGAUCUUCCAUUCGUAGAGAAGGUGUGGGAAAUAACAGCCAGUAAUAUCAUUAUGGUAUCUGCAAUUGGAAAUGAUGGACCACUUUAUGGCACUUUGAACAAUCCAGCUGAUCAAAGUGAUGUCAUAGGUGUUGGUGGUAUUGACUAUGACGAUCACAUCGCUUCAUUUUCGUCACGCGGCAUGAGUACCUGGGAGAUUCCUCAUGGUUAUGGACGUGUCAAACCGGAUGUGGUUGCAUAUGGCCGUGAAAUUAUGGGGUCCAAGAUUAGUACAGGCUGUAAAAGCUUAUCAGGAACUAGCGUGGCUAGUCCUGUUGUCGCUGGUAUUGUUUGUUUACUUGUAAGUGUGAUUCCCGAAGCUAGAAGGAAGGAGCUGCUCAAUCCAGCAAGCAUGAAGCAAGCACUGGUCGAAGGCGCUGCCAAGCUUUCAGGCCCUAAUAUGUAUGAGCAGGGCGCAGGAAGAGUUGAUCUAUUAGAAUCUUACGAAAUCUUGAAGAGCUACCAACCUCGAGCAAGCAUUUUCCCAAGUGUUCUUGAUUACACUGAUUGUCCAUAUUCCUGGCCUUUUUGUCGUCAGCCUCUAUAUGCUGGUGCCAUGCCUAUCAUUUUCAACACUACAAUUCUAAAUGGCAUGGGUGUUGUUGGGUAUGUUGAAAGUCCACCAACGUGGCAUCCUGCAAAUGAGGAAGGAAAUCUCCUUAGCAUUCAUUUUAAGUAUUCAGAUAUCAUAUGGCCUUGGACUGGUUAUUUAGCAUUAUACAUGCAGAUCAAGGAAGAAGGUGCGCAAUUUUCAGGUGAGAUCGAGGGCAAUGUGACUGUGAAAGUUUAUAGCCCCUCAGCUCAAGGUGAGAAUCAGCUUAGAAGAAGUACUUGUACUCUUCAGUUGAAAUUGAGAGUAGUUCCUACCCCGUCAAGAGCAAAACGUAUUUUGUGGGAUCAAUUUCACAGUAUCAAAUAUCCUCCAGGCUAUAUCCCAAGAGACUCUUUGGAUGUUCGCAAUGAUAUUCUUGAUUGGCAUGGCGAUCACCUGCACACAAACUUUCACAUAAUGUUCAACAUGUUGCGUGAUGCUGGAUACUAUGUCGAGACCCUUGGUUCUCCACUUACAUGUUUUGAUGCUCGACAGUAUGGAACCCUUUUGAUGGUUGAUCUGGAAGAUGAGUACUUCCCGGAAGAAAUUGAAAAACUCAGAGAUGAUGUCAUCAACACAGGACUCGGUUUGGCGGUAUUUGCUGAGUGGUAUAAUGUGGAAACCAUGGUGAAAAUGAGAUUCUUCGAUGAUAACACACGCAGUUGGUGGACUCCAGUCACUGGAGGUGCAAAUGUUCCUGCACUGAACAACCUUCUUGCGCCGUUUGGGAUCGCAUUUGGAGACAAAAUUCUGAAUGGAGAUUUCAGUAUUGACGGUGAGCAGAGCCGGUACGCAUCUGGAACAGACAUAGUUAGGUUUCCAGCAGGUGGUUAUCUACACAGUUUUCCUUUACUCGACAGCUCCGAGAGCGGGGCCACUCAGAAUGUACUGCUAAUUGGGUCAUCUAAGGCAGACCCCUCUGUCCUUGGACUUUUGGAAAUAGGCGAGGGUCGGGUCACUGUUUACGGAGACUCCAACUGUCUGGACAGUAGCCACAUGGUCACUAACUGCUAUUGGCUCCUGAAGAAGAUAAUAGAUUUUACCAGUUCGAAUAUGAGAGAUUCCGUGCUGUUCUCGAAAUCUGUAAAGAGAAAGACAGCCUUGCAUACUGGCGACAACCAGCUACCAUCCCGGAGGACUGAUGUCAAUUUCUCAUUAUACUCUUCAGUGAUUGGAAAGGACUUAAUAUGUCAGAGUGAUUCCAGAUUCGAAGUAUGGGGAACUAAGGGAUACAAGUUACAAGUCAGAGGAAGGAACCGAAGGUUGCCUGGAUAUCCUGUUAUUGAUCUUGGUCAAGGUUUGAAUUCGACAUGGGAGAAUGUAAGAACAAAAAGUUGGAAACCUCAUAGGGAAGGUGUGAUUGGUUCUUCUGGCAACAAGUAUUUGGGACGCCUUAUCAGUAGAGACGAGAUUGACAUUUCAAUGCUUGUUGCUACCCGCUGGAUCAUACCUGCAGGUGUUGCAGCAAGUGGUCUUCUGGUGCUUGUAAGCAUCUGGAGAAUCCGGCAGAGGAGACGAAGACGGAGGAGAGGGUCUGGGUCUGGUCGAUUAGCCAACAUUUAGCCAACAAACCACUUUCGCUUUGUAACUUCUCUGUUUUGCUUUACAAUCAAAAUGUGGUUUUCGCUUGUAAGAUUCCACAUCUGACAAUUUAGGAGGGAAAAAAAAGGUCAUUUUUGGUUCAAUGAACAGCCAGCAGAAUGGUUAAAUUCUAACCGUGUCAUUUCAUUC
Messenger RNA from Tarenaya hassleriana, 3463 nucleotides. RefSeq names its product subtilisin-like protease SBT6.1. Gene Ontology annotation, cellular component: Golgi apparatus. Gene Ontology annotation, biological process: proteolysis. Bases 197 to 3295 code for a protein of 1032 amino acids. Lineage: Eukaryota; Viridiplantae; Streptophyta; Magnoliopsida; Brassicales; Cleomaceae. The record is from RefSeq and is a predicted model, not a curated record. Gene Ontology annotation, molecular function: serine-type endopeptidase activity. The transcript is spliced from 10 exons.